Messenger RNA from Jaminaea rosea, 1806 nucleotides. RefSeq names its product Actin/actin-like protein. The coding region runs from base 275 to 1402 and encodes 375 amino acids. Lineage: Eukaryota; Fungi; Basidiomycota; Exobasidiomycetes; Microstromatales. The record is from RefSeq and is a predicted model, not a curated record. The transcript is spliced from 5 exons.
ACUUUGGCCGCUGAGUGAGUGAGUGAGUGAGUGGCUGAGCGCACACACACACAGCACACGCACACACUCGACUCGACUCGACUCGACUGGCUGGCCGCCCCUCGGCGAGCGGGCGGGCGGGCGAGACCAACUCCUUCCUUUCUCUCUCUCUACCACCACUACCACCACAACCCAUCGAUUGACCCCUGUCACGACGGCACGAUCUUGCACGACUCGACGAGCUCCCUCAUCUUCACGCACAGCACUCCCUUAAACUAAACAAAAGACAGACAAGAUGGAAGACGAAGUCGCUGCCCUCGUCAUCGACAAUGGAUCGGGAAUGUGCAAGGCCGGUUUCGCCGGCGAUGACGCACCCCGAGCCGUCUUCCCCUCCAUCGUAGGGCGACCUCGUCACCAGGGUGUCAUGGUUGGCAUGGGACAGAAGGACUCGUACGUCGGUGACGAGGCCCAGUCGAAGCGUGGUAUCCUCACGCUCAAGUACCCCAUCGAGCACGGUAUUGUCACCAACUGGGACGACAUGGAGAAGAUCUGGCACCACACCUUCUACAACGAGCUGCGUGUCGCCCCCGAGGAGCACCCCGUCCUCCUUACCGAGGCUCCCCUCAACCCAAAGGCCAACCGCGAGAAGAUGACACAGAUCAUGUUCGAGACGUUCAACGCACCCGCAUUCUACGUCGCCAUCCAGGCUGUCCUCUCCCUCUACGCUUCGGGUCGUACCACCGGUAUCGUCCUCGACUCGGGUGAUGGUGUCACGCACACGGUCCCCAUCUACGAGGGCUACUCGCUCCCCCACGCCAUCCUCCGUCUGGACCUCGCCGGUCGUGACUUGACCGAGCACCUCGUCAAGAUCCUCAUGGAGCGCGGCUAUCCCUUCACCACCACCGCAGAGCGCGAAAUUGUGCGCGACAUCAAGGAGAAGCUCUGCUACGUCGCCCUCGACUUCGAGCAGGAGAUGCAGACGGCCUCCCAGUCCUCUGCCCUCGAGAAGUCCUACGAGCUCCCCGACGGCCAAGUCAUUACCAUCGGAAACGAGCGCUUCCGCUGCCCCGAGGCCUUGUUCCAGCCCAGCUUCCUCGGACUGGAAGCCUCGGGAAUCCACGAGACGACGUACAACUCGAUCAUGAAGUGCGACCUCGACAUCCGCAAAGACCUCUACGGCAACAUCGUCAUGUCCGGUGGAACUACCAUGUACGCCGGUAUCUCGGACCGUAUGCAGAAGGAGAUCACCGCUUUGGCCCCCUCUUCGAUGAAGGUCAAGAUUGUGGCACCUCCUGAGCGCAAGUACUCCGUCUGGAUCGGUGGAUCCAUCUUGGCUUCGCUGUCUACCUUCCAGCAGAUGUGGAUCUCCAAGCAGGAGUACGACGAGUCUGGACCUGCCCUUGUGCACCGCAAGUGCUUCUAAGCGUGCGCGUAAGCGUGUGCGGGGCAGGCGAGAUGAGAAGAUACUUUCUGCUACUACGACGACGUCAACGACGACGAUGAGGAGGAGGGUAACGAUUAAGAAUGCCUCGGUGAAGAAAGGGGAAGCUCGUCCGUUCCCGGGCAUCUUGCAGCGCCGCGUGAGAGGACAGGGAAUGGGGGAGGGAGUUGGGAUGGAAAGACGAGAAGAGAGAUCGCGGCAAGCGUACCAGGGAAGGUCGAGAGCGCAAUCAGGAUCAGAAAAAGCCCAAAGUUAUUGCAGACGUUCGUCUCUCCCGCCGCAACCGCCUCUCCUCUUCACCUCCUCCAUUUCCCUCUCCGCCUCCUCUCUCCCUCUCCCGCCUACCGACCCUUGCUUGCUCGUUUCCCUCUCAUCUCAACGAAUGC